Messenger RNA from Procambarus clarkii (red swamp crayfish), 4543 nucleotides. RefSeq names its product protein tramtrack, beta isoform. The record is from RefSeq and is a predicted model, not a curated record. Gene Ontology annotation, biological process: regulation of transcription by RNA polymerase II. Gene Ontology annotation, molecular function: protein binding. Gene Ontology annotation, cellular component: nucleus. NCBI's taxonomy places the organism in Eukaryota, Metazoa, Arthropoda, Malacostraca, Decapoda, Cambaridae.
AGUGUGAGAGAGGCAGCCUCGGGAGCGGACCAAUCAGGAGGCAGGCGCGGCGGCGGCAUCAGUCGGGAGAGGAGCGCAGUCAACGACUACUGCAGCGGGAAAUACAAUGUUCUCUUAUAUUUCGUGAUAUUAAUGUGUGGCAAAAUGGCAGAGGAGCUUCUCUCCUUAAAGUGGAAUAACCACCAGGCCCACUUUGUGGACAUCCUCACAUUCCUGCGGGAACAGGAAAUUUUUGUGGAUGCCACAUUGGCCUGUGGUGGGAAGCUUUAUGCAGCGCAUAAAUUUGUUCUCAGUACCUGUAGUGACUAUUUCAAACAGAUGUUUACAAAAAACCCGAGUAAACAUCCAAUAGUGUUUAUGAAAGAUGUGACAUCGCGUGAUCUCGAAGCACUUUUGGACUUCAUGUAUAAUGGUGAAGUGAAUGUUCCUCAGUCUAGUCUAGGAUCUCUAAUAAAAACAGCAGAAGGAUUACAGAUAAAAGGUUUAGCAGUGCCUGAUGAUCCACCUGCCCCGAAAAGAGAACGAGAUAGAGAAAGAGAUAAACGAGAAAGUAAAACACAGCUGGAACACUUUAGUCCCCCUGCCAAGAGACAAAGACCAAGAGAACGAUCUCCUCCCCAUUCAUCUCCAUCCCAACCACCUGUUUCACAUCCAUUAUCUUUACACACCCCAACUACACCUUCAGUAUCCAGAUCUCGAUCCCCAUUACCCCCAGCCCCUUCUGUUGGUGCUUCUCAAGUUGGUAUGCCCCCAGUGGAAGCAACUUUAGAUGAAGACAGUAGAACAAGUAUUCAAAGUGGUGUCAGUGGACUUAGUGAACAAAAUUCAAGCACAACACCUAGUCUAAGUUCUAAACAAGGCAGCAGUCAACCUCAAACAAACACUGGAGAAACCACCUCUCAUACAGACCAACUAACGCCCAGUCAUACUGGAGAAGAACCCUCCCCUGGACCCUCAGGGCUCCAUAAACCGCAGCAGUCAAAAGAAGAGCCUGAAUUUGAAAUAAAACAAGAGGAUGUGGUAGAUCUAGGUGAAGAUGAUGAAGGGGAUUGGGGUGUAGAAGGGGAUGGGGGAGGGGGAGACUCCUCAAUGGGGUCAGAAAAUCCCCCAAAUUUCCCUGAAGUUAUGUUACCUCACACAGAUGGCACCAUGCCUCCCACUGGAGAUCCAGCAAUGAUGGAUUGUGACGCACUUCGAUUUAGUCUCCGAUGUCGAUGUUGUGACAAGUCCUUUAGUAAUCGUUCCAAUCUUCAGCGUCACCUUGCAUCACAAGCAAAUUAUAGGCCGUACUCAUGUCCAGUCUGCACUAAGGCUUUUGCCCGCAAAGAUGUUUUAAAGCGACAUGUAUUGAAGCAUAAUCUUUCCCAGUCACUUCAUGCUAUUUUGCCAGAGCCUCCAGGAAUAGUGUCCCUCAGUCCUCCCUAUUAAAUAAUGUAGCUGUUGAUGAUCCAUCAUAUACUGUAGCAUGUUUACAGUUACUCACUUGUCUUCAUCAUACUAUGCUCAUUUUAAACAUAGAAAUUUUUAACUGUAUUUAACCUUAUUAUUAAAUUACUACUUAUCUGACAAUUGUUAUUUAUGUAUUUGUUUCAUAAGUUAUCUUUAAUCUGAUUUGGACAGCUAUAGAUUUAAUUCAUGAAAUAUUGUUAAUGUAGAGCCACAUAAUUUAAGGGUUUAUUUUAUAUAAUUUUUGCAGUACUAUAAUUGUAUAACAGACAAAUGUAAAUGGGCUCAGAUAAAUGAAUAACUUUUAGUUUUUGAAACAUGACACAUUAUGUGAUGUCUUGACAAGAUUAUUUAGGGAAAACUUAGCAAUAAUUUAUGAGGAAAUGAACUUGUUUUAAGCUGAUAUAAAGAAAAGUGUAAAUCUGAGUAUGCUCACAUUUGUAAAGCCCCAAGCUCAAUUGUAAGGUGGACAAAACACUGGAUAAGUUUUAUCCCACAUUUGUUUUUGUAAUGUCAUCAUAAAUUUGUUACAGACAUCACUCACAGAGAUCACAAUAAUGCGAUGCAUCAAAUGAACAAAUCCUCGUCACGGCCCUUGUGGAUUUGUUACAGACAUGUUUACAUUCUCGUAUAAGAAGUGUCGACCUGCUACUUCUUUGGCAUGAAAAGCAUUGAGAGUGAUCAGUAAUUGCUAAAUUAUUCUGAUCCUGAUAUUUCUCCAUUAGUGAUUGUCUUCACCUCUUGCAGCCAUAAACACCUCUGAAAGGUAAAAAAACUAUUCUAUACAGUAUUUAGGUAUUGUUGCAGCAUUAUUGAUCUGACAUAGUAAUAUAGGCCAUGAACAGUUAACAUUGUUUAUUCUGAUAUGGUAUCUUCAUCUAUGAAGUAGUCGAUCUUAACAUGACAUCUAUGGUGCAGCUUUCAUGUAAAAAUUUGUAUUAAUAAAAAUCAAGACAUAAUGAAGGCUGUGAUGUUUAUUUUGUGAAAUCUGAAAAGUUGAAGAUAGAUUUUUAUAUAUCUUUAACUCUGAUGCUGGAGUGGCCGGGUGGAAGGGAAGGUAAAGAUGCAGCAGUCACAUAUCUGUAUCUUCUUCUACUCCAAAAGUUAUAUACUGUAGUGAAUCCCAUCAGUUUUAGUUCACUGCCAUAAACUAGAGAAAAAUGUUUGAGGUAAGUAAUGCCUCAGUAGUAAAUAAGUUUGUAACGCUACAGUAUUUCAUUCUCUUCCCUAGUCAAAGGCAUAAGAUUAAUAUGUAAUCAACUAUCUCAAUGAGUAGAUCAUAUUGCUAUGACAUUUAUUUCAAGUACACAAACCUUAUGAGUUUCCAGAGCUCAUUCUGAAAUGCUACAGAAUAUGUUACAACCAAAUUAACACUUCAUUAUACACCUAUUUGUGAUGGUAAAUAUAACAAACUACACAAACUUUGAUGCCAGUAAAGUUGUAGCCAUAUUCAGAUUAUCUUGGACAAUCCUCCCACCCUCAAAAAAUCAAAAUUAAAUAUAUUGAACGAAAUACUGAACCAGCACUGUGCAUUUUUUUACUGUUCAAAAUUAAUUAUGCUUUUUAAUUAGAUAACUAAUAAUCAACCGUAAUCCAUUUCAGGGAUUAACAUAAAAUCAUUUGUUUCUGCAUAUCACUUAUAGUCUGUGUGUAUCUCAUCACCCUGACUCUCUCCUACAGCUUGUCCAGCCUUUCCUUGCGGUUAAUUGAAACAAGUCAGCCACAGGUAUUAUAGUCUAGAUGGACUAUUGCAGACGAUGAGUCACAAUAACAUGGCUGUAGAUAUGAUGACCAAAUCACAUACCAGAAGAGAGGAGACGACGUCAAUCACACAAUCGACUUGAUUAUGGUCCAGGACUGACGAAACGUCGUCAUCUCCUCAUCAUCUGGUGUGAGGUUUGGUCAUCAGAUGGACUAUUCCUUUCAUGCACUCAUAUGUGUGCACAAUUCACACUACAAAUGUGACUCAUGUCUGCAGAAGACAGCAUUAACCAACUGUUAAUGCAUUAAGCCACAUGUUUCGAGAAUGGACUCCUCUGAAUCAGUAUGAACUCUAAUUGUUAAGGUUACUUACCUCCAUUGCAAGAUAGUUACUUCUCAUUGUCUCCCCUGUCUUGCCAAACUCAAAAUUCUAGCACUUCUCCUUUAUAUACAAUACUUGGUUUGACCAAAAUAUUGGGUGUUAUUGAUUUUAUAUAUUAAGUUAGUCCUUCUAUUAGUAUUUUUGUGUCUGGUUUAUAAAUUUUCAGUCAAUAGACAUUUUCUUGAAAUUUUACAUAGACAUAUAUAGUAUCUCAAAUGAGAGAAUUGUCACAUAAUAAAUUCAAGUUGCAACUUUAAAAUUUAAAGUCACAACCAUGAAAUUUUGAGCCAAAUUUCUGAAAUAUUAUUAACAAGUUCUCUGGUGUGUAAUGUUGUAAGCACCUGUUAAAAAUAAGUAGAACAAAUAAAACACUGUCCAUCCGUCUGUCCGUCCAUAAUAUUUUCCAGAUGGGCGUAUUAGGUGCUGUUUAAAAAACAUGUUUCUGGUGUGUGACAUGACAUUUGAAGUACCUAUGUAUGGUGUGUGGCUUUCUACUUGCAAUACAGUCCUUGUGUAUGGUGUGUGAUAUGUUGUUUGAGAUGCUCUUGGUACCAGUAUAUGUUGCAUCUGUUUGUGAUAUUUAAGUCUGCUGUGUGACAUGUCAUUUGCAAUACCUGUGAUGUGUGGCAUAUUGUUUGACUUGCAACAUACCAUUUGUGGUACCUCUAGUGUGUGGCAUACCAUAUGCAAUGCUUGUGUCUGGCGUUUGAUAUUCCAUUAGCAGAAGCUUUACAGUAUUUGUUAUGUUGCAUGACCAUUUAAGUACACAUGUCAUUUGUGUAGUACAAGUACACUGUAUAUCAUUUGUGAUAUGUACUUGUGUUUGGUAUGUGGCAUACCAUAUGUGUUACUUGCAUGUGGUGUGUGGCAUGCCAUAUGUACUACUUGCAUGUGGUGUGUGGCAUACCAUAUGUGUUACUUGCAUGUGGUGUGUGGCAUGCCAUAUGUGCUACUUGCAUGUGGUGUGUGGCAUGCCAUAUGUACUACUUGCAUGUGGUGUGUGACAUGCCAUAU